AUGGCCGCCCCACAAGCUGAAGCUCCCAUGCCGCCUGCAAACGCAGAUUUGCAGACGACAUGGGCAUAUCUUGAGGAGGGCGUCGAUCAUAUCAUGACCCGUCUCAAGGACGGCAUCUCGUAUUCGAAAUACAUGAAUCUCUACACCGUGGCUUACAACUACUGCGUGUCCUCGCGUAUGCACGGUAAUCUGGACAGCAGCGUCGGUCUUGGAGGUCGCACGGGAGCCAACUUGAUGGGCUCAGAUUUGUACAAUAAUCUGAUCCGAUACUUUGUCAGUCAUCUGACAGAGCUUCGAAAUGCAUCCGACUCCAUGGUGGAUGUCGCUCUCUUGACGUACUAUGCGGCGGAGUGGGAUAGAUACACGACUGGAGCAAACUAUGUAAACCGACUGUUUACCUAUCUGAACCGACAUUGGGUAAAGCGAGAGAAGGACGAGGGUCGAAAGAACGUCUACCAAGUCUAUACUCUGGCGCUCGUUCAAUGGAAAGUCAAUUUCUUCAUCCAUGUACAGAACAAGCACACAAAGCUUGCAUCGGCUAUUCUCAAGCUCAUAGAAGCUCAACGCAAUGGAGAAACGAUUGAUCAAAGUUUGGUGAAGAAAGUGAUCGAUUCAUUUGUCUCAUUGGGCUUGGAUGAGACCGACUCGAACAAGGCGUCUCUCGAAGUGUACAAGGAACACUUCGAGGUUCCUUUCAUUGCAGCUACGGAGAAGUACUACAAGGCAGAGUCAGAUCUCUUCCUCGCGGAAAAUACGGUGUCGGACUAUCUCAAGAAGGCAGAGGAACGCUUGAGAGAAGAGGAGGACCGUAUUGAACGGUAUCUGAACGCAAACACCCGCAAGACGGCAUGUCUAGCUUUUCCAUUAUCUCACUGUGAACACGUCUUGAUCAGAGAACAUGCCGAGAAGAUGUGGGAAGACUUCCAACAGCUCUUGGACUAUGACAAGGACGAGGAUCUGCAGCGGAUGUAUGCCCUCCUCGCUCGUAUUCCUGAGGGUUUGGAGCCCCUUAGGAAGAAGUUUGAGGAACACGUCAAGCGUGCCGGCCAAUCCGCCAUCUCCAAGCUGGUUGGUGAGGGUGGUGCCAACGUCGAUUCUUUGGAGCCAAAGGUCUACGUUGAUGCACUUCUGGAAGUGUAUCGCAAGAACCAGCACACUGUUCAACGAAGCUUCAAGAAUGAGAUGGGCUUCGUUGCCGCUCUUGACAAAGCCUGCAGAGACUUUGUCAAUCGCAAUGCUGCCACCGGCACUUCGACCACCAAGUCCCCAGAGCUGCUUGCCAAGCACGCCGAUGCCUUGCUACGCAAGAGCAACAAGCUGGCCGAGGAGGGUGAUCUCGAAGAGGCACUCAACCAAGUGAUGAUCUUGUUCAAGUACAUUGAUGACAAGGACGUGUUUCAAACGUUCUACACCACCAAGCUUUCGAAGCGCCUCAUUCAUGGAGUAUCUGCGUCUGACGAGGCUGAGGCGAGCAUGAUCUCAAAGCUCAAAGAUGCUUGUGGUUUCGAAUACACCAACAAGCUUCAGAGAAUGUUCACGGACAUGAGCUUGAGCAAGGAUCUUACCGAUCAGUUCAAGGAGCGUAUCGAGCAGUCUGGAGAUACCACCGGAGGCGAUGUUGGCUUCUCAAUCAUGGUCUUGGGUACCAACUUCUGGCCCCUCAAUGCACCAACUCACGAAUUCAUCAUCCCUCGUGAAAUCCUUCCAACGUACGAGCGCUUUACACGCUAUUACCAAAAUAAGCACUCUGGUCGCAAGCUUACAUGGCUCUGGAACUAUUCGAAGAACGAGCUUCGAACAAACUACCUCAAUCAAAAAUACAUCCUCAUGACCAGCGCCUACCAAAUGGCCGUCCUUAUUCAAUAUAAUGCAAACGACACGCAGUCCUUGGAAGAGUUGAUCACUGCUACCGGUAUCACCAAGGAUCUCUUGGUUCAAAUCUUGAGCGUGCUCGUCAAGGCCAAGAUUUUGAUCAACGAGGAGACGGAUCAGUACGAUUUGAACCCCAACUUCAAGUCGAAAAAGAUUCGUGUCAACCUCAACUUGCCGAUCAAGGCAGAGGUCAAGGCGGAGGCUGUCGAUGUUCUUAAAGCAGUGGACGAAGAUCGUAAAUACGUGAUUCAGGCAACUAUUGUUCGCAUCAUGAAGGCGCGAAAGACCUUGAAGAACCAAGCACUGAUUCAAGAAGUCAUUUCGCAAAUCAGCGCACGCUUUACUCCCAAAAUUCCCGACAUCAAAAAGGCCAUUGAAACUCUUCUCGAAAAGGAGUAUAUUGAACGUGCAGAAGGUCAACGCGAUACCUUCAACUACCUUGCUUAA
Serendipita indica DSM 11827 is the source of this 2319-nucleotide messenger RNA. NCBI's taxonomy places the organism in Eukaryota, Fungi, Basidiomycota, Agaricomycetes, Sebacinales, Serendipitaceae. The record is from the annotation of a GenBank genome assembly.